This is a messenger RNA of Drosophila novamexicana, 1680 nucleotides long. RefSeq names its product pickpocket protein 19. The record is from RefSeq and is a predicted model, not a curated record. Gene Ontology annotation, biological process: sodium ion transmembrane transport. Lineage: Eukaryota; Metazoa; Arthropoda; Insecta; Diptera; Drosophilidae. Gene Ontology annotation, molecular function: ligand-gated sodium channel activity. Gene Ontology annotation, cellular component: membrane. The transcript has 7 exons. Bases 1 to 1680 code for a protein of 559 amino acids.
AUGGUUAAGGCAGUGAACGCUGCCAAGUCGGAUAAGGAUGUGGAGAGGCGCUUUAUUGAGCUGGUACGCGAAUACUUUCGCUACUACUGUGAAAGAUCAACCAUACACUGUGUGCGCUAUCUUUACGAUCCCAGGCUGCAUAAUGUUGAGAGAUUCAUCUGGAGCGUGUUGCUCAUCAUAAGCGUUACGCUCUGCUGCUCCUUUUAUAUGCUGCUGUCGGAGCGUUAUGGAGCGCAGAAGCUGCAAACAGUUAUUGACGAUUCGCAGUAUCCAGUCUUCUAUGUGCAAUUCCCGGCAGUGGGCGUCUGCACGGAUAACCGCAUCAACUGGAGCAAGCUUGAUGCGGCCAAGGCACAGUUUCUGCCGGUAAAUGCUAGUGAAGAUGUUGUCGAAGUAUUUACGACUCUAGUUACAUACCUGGAAACGCUGAGGUUUGCAAACUUUGAGUAUAGCACUUCCGAAAUGGAGGAUGAACAUCUAGAGAUUUUGGAUUUUAUCAACUUAAGUGCAUUGGCCCACUUCCUAACGUUACGCUGUGAGGAUAUUCUGGUGCCAGGCUCUUGUAAGUGGCGACAAUCGUCCUUCAACUGCUGCGACUACUUUGUGCUGGAGAGGACUGAGUAUGGUUUCUGCUUGGUAUUCAACUCGGAACUAUCGGAUCGUUCAAAGGAAAUUAAAAAGCGUGAGGGCGCCGCUUACUAUCCGAAGCACAAUGCCAAGGCUGGUCAGAGCUCGGGUCUCAAUUUCAAUCUACUGCUGAAAGAGCGUUUUAAGCGCCCAGAUACUUUAGCCACGGAUAAUGUGUUUAUUAUGAUCAAGAAGCCAAACCAAGUGUCUAACGCGGUUUACUCCAUAACGCCCAACACAGAAACUCAUGUGUCAGUGCGGCCCCUGUUGACACGCACCGACAACACCACUCGCAACAUUCCGCCGGAGCGUCGCAAUUGCCACUUCACGGACGAGCACGUUGAUUUUGGCAUCAGCGUUGCUCCUGGUCGCUUUAGUAAGAGUUUUUUGCUUUCCAACUGCCUUAACAACUGUCAUGAGUCCUAUUUGGUCAAACUGUGCAAUUGCACGCUACCAAUUUUCUUUCUAAGCAAUCAGAAAGCCAAUAACUGCACUGCGUCCAGUCUGCGGUGUAUUUCGCGUCACAAUGAUAUUUUUGGUUAUGACAAGCACUUGGAGGAGGAUAAUUACUUUAGCGCCACCAAGCCGGGCAUGACCUGUCCCUGUCUGGUCAACUGUAAUCUGCUGGAGUACUAUACGUCCACAACAACGCUGCCAUUGUCUUCAAGAGAAUUGCCUGCAUCACCGACUCUUAAGUUCUUCAAGGUGGAUGUGCAUUAUCAAGUGGAAAUGAUGAUAACGUUUCGCACUAGUCUGGAGUUUAGCAGCAUCGAUUUGAUUGCUAAUCUUGGCGGCAUAUUUGGCCUCUGCCUGGGCGCCUCUAUGGUCAGUUGUGUUGAGCUGCUCUACUUCUUAACUGUCGGAUUUGCUCUACACCUUUAUGAUAACAACUACUAUGUCGACUUUCGUAAGAAACUCAAAGCGAUGGGGUCCAAGGGGCUGCGUUAUUUACGUAACGAAGUGAGUCACGUUCACCAGGAAGCUGGUCCUUCGGAAUCUCUGGCCAAAAGUAAACUGCGGCAUCCGUUUAAUAACAGAACCAAUGCGUGGUGA